Acaromyces ingoldii is the source of this 1803-nucleotide messenger RNA. Its product is annotated as cysteine proteinase. The transcript is spliced from 11 exons. The record is from RefSeq and is a predicted model, not a curated record. NCBI's taxonomy places the organism in Eukaryota, Fungi, Basidiomycota, Exobasidiomycetes, Exobasidiales, Cryptobasidiaceae. Gene Ontology annotation, biological process: regulation of proteasomal protein catabolic process; protein deubiquitination; proteasome-mediated ubiquitin-dependent protein catabolic process. The coding region runs from base 12 to 1676 and encodes 554 amino acids. Gene Ontology annotation, molecular function: cysteine-type deubiquitinase activity; protein binding; proteasome binding.
AAGAACACCUCAUGCCAAAGAUGUCGACGUUGGCAGUCAAGAUAAAACACAACGGCAAGCUGUACGAUGUGUCGCUCGACCCAUCUCAACCUGCGACUGCGUUUAAACAGGCCAUCUACGAACGAACUGGUGUCCCCAUUGACCGGCAAAAAGUUAUGGUCAAGGGCGGAAUGCUCAAGGACGAGAUGGACCUUGCAAAGAUUGGUGCACGCUCAGGCCAGACCUUCAUGGUGAUUGGCUCCGCCGGUGAAUUGCCAAAGGCGCCGACAGGGCCGGUCACUUUCCUGGAAGACAUGACCGAGUCUCAGAUUGCCCAGGCAACGAGAGCAAAAGCCGGGCUUACGAAUCUUGGGAACACUUGCUACCUCAACUCGACGCUCCAAGUACUCCGCUGCAUUCCUGAGCUGCAAGUCGCCUUGAAUGCAUUCGAAGGCAGUAUGGGGAGCAUCGAUAGCGAGGCAAAUAUCACAGCUUCCCUCCGCAACCUCUUCAAGAGCAUGGGCGAGACAAGCGAUGCGUUUCCUCCCUAUGCAUUCCUUACAAUCCUCCGACAAGUAGCACCUCAGUUCGCCGAACAGGUUCAGGGUGGUCACGGCUUCGCGCAGCAGGAUGCGCAGGAAGCUUGGGCGAGGAUUGUCAUGGCCCUUCACGCCUCUCUCAAGGGUCUGUCACCCCCUUCAGCAAGUAACCAAGCGGGGUCGACGGAAGCAGGUGGACGUUUCGUCGAUCAGUAUCUGACCGGCAGAAUGUCGAUCAGACGAUCGUGCCUCGAGGCGCCUGACGAAGAACCAACUAUCACCGAGGAGCCCUUUACACUCCUCCAGUGCAACAUCUCGGUACAGACAAACGAAAUGAUGACAGGCAUCUUGGACUCUCUCAACCAGCAAAUCCAGAAGGAUUCGCCCACAUUGGGACGUAUGGCAAAGUACUCGGAGACUCGCCGAAUCGAUCGGCUACCAGCGUACCUGACCGCCCACUUCGUUCGUUUCUACUGGCGCAGAGACAUUAACAAGAAAACAAAAAUCAUGAGGAAAGUCAAGUUCCCAUUUGACCUCGACGUUACACCUUUCCUCUCCGAAGAGCUCCAGAAGAAAAUUGGGCCGGCCAACGAAAAGGUCAAAAUGAUUGAAAAGGAAAGGGAUGAGCGAGCAAAGAUUCGUCGCAAAAUCAAAGCUCGUCGCGAAGAGGCUUUGCAGGGUGAUACGGUCAAGCCCAGUGAGCAAGUGGGCUUAGCCACGGCCACGUCGGGAGGCAGCGAUGCUCCACGACCGGCGGCCGACAUGGCUGCGGCGGCAGCCGGUGCUGCCCUGACGCACAGUGAAGAAGUGAAGUUGAGGGAAGAGGAGCAACGCCAAGCGCUGGAGGCAAUUGAUCCAGACUUGCGCGGUGACGUGGGCGCAAACACCAACGGCCUCUACGAGCUCGUGGGUAUCGUGACGCACAAGGGCGCUGCCGCGGAAGCCGGUCACUACAUCAGCUGGGUCCGCAAGGAAGACGACGCCACGGACGAGGCUGGCGGACGUGCGACGUUGGAUAAGCCCCCGCAGCAGGAGUGGUAUAAGUUUGAUGACGAAAAGGUCUCUGUCGUCCCCCGCGAGAAGAUCAUGACGCUUGACGGCGGCGGUGAAGACUCGGUUGCCUACAUUCUCCUGUAUCGCUCCAAGAGGAUUGACUAAAGAAGCAUUCUUCUUCUCUGUAGCUCUUGCUGCGUUUUCAGAAUUCCGUAGAAAGGAUAGUCUCGAGAGAGCAUGUCGCGCAAGGGAAAGAAGAAGUCAAUUAUUGGAUGCUGCCACAAAAGAGCAC